This is a messenger RNA of Diorhabda carinulata, 1093 nucleotides long. Its product is annotated as cilia- and flagella-associated protein 161-like. The coding region runs from base 152 to 1066 and encodes 304 amino acids. Gene Ontology annotation, biological process: cilium assembly. The record is from RefSeq and is a predicted model, not a curated record. Gene Ontology annotation, cellular component: motile cilium. The transcript has 6 exons. NCBI's taxonomy places the organism in Eukaryota, Metazoa, Arthropoda, Insecta, Coleoptera, Chrysomelidae.
UUUAAUUAUUAAUAUCCUUAUGAAAUAUUUUGAAUACCCCUCGUAAAAUUAGUAUGAAAACGUUUUCGACACAAACGAUCUGUCAAAUUUUACAUAUUAGAACGUCAGUUAUCAACGGCAAAUUUUCAAAGUCAAAUAUAUUUAAAAAUUUAUGAUGAAUUGCCGUUGUAAAAAGAAACUUCCUGAAAACUACGAGGAAAAUCGAGAAAAUGUUUUCCAAAAUAGAAUUAUGUACAGUGUCCCUGUUCAUAUCGGUAUGUGGGACGAGGAAAUGGCUUUGAGGGAAGAUAAAAUGCGUAUAACGGCUUACAAGAGAGAUCGCUGUCAGUUGCUUAUACAAAAAAAUAAAAAAAUGUUCCGUAACGUACUGAAAUCGACGGUACUAGCAAUCGAAUCACCUUUUGUAUUAUUUGGUCAAAACUACCAAGUACGAGCUAGUGAUUUUACCACUAAAGAUUCAUCUGGAUUUUGUCUAUCAGGCGUAAUUAACGAACGGGAUAUUGAUUAUAUACAACAUUUUAAACAUGGUUGUGGUUUAUCUGCUUCACCUUUAAAACAACCCUGCGUAAGAAACACUUUUAAGAUAAUGGGAACGCGGUCGAAUAAAGAAGGUCAACAAGUGUUUUUUGGGGAGGACGUCUUGCUACAAAUUUGUGAAAGUUCCGGCCCUCCCCUGUAUAUACAAUGCGAAAAUUCUACUAUGGAUUCUUUCGGUGGUCAUUUAUCUGUAAGAUUAUCCGAAUGUCCAGAUAUAUAUUGUAGGUUUAAAUUUUAUCAUUGGAAUCCUCAAAAACGUACUAAAACAAACGGUACUACCUUUAAACCAGAUACGAGGGUUAUUAUUCAGCAUACAGCGUCUGGUAGAAAUUUAGCCUUUGAGCCUGGUCAAUGGAUGCCAACUUUUUAUGGACCGGAACUACAGGUAAGCUGUCAUACUUAUAGAGACAGUCACAAAAUGGAAACCAUUGAAAAUUUUUGGAAAAUCGUUACGAGACCUUUAUCAGACGCAGCUUUAUUAGUUCGGGCUGCCAAAGGUGAAAAUAUCCCCAUGGAUUUAUUUGAAUAAAUAAAUUUUUCACGCAUACAUCUAUAA